Molecule: messenger RNA, 540 nt
Organism: Lottia gigantea (owl limpet)
Lineage: Eukaryota; Metazoa; Mollusca; Gastropoda; Lottiidae
Exons: 1
Coding region: 1-540 (179 amino acids)
Source: RefSeq, a predicted model, not a curated record
AUGGAGACAUUUCCGCUAAUAAAAGCUCAAAAUACAGUUUUAAAUGACAGAGAAGGUUUUCAAAGACUGGAAUUGCCUUCAAGAUCACUUAAUGUUGUUACAAAUCAUCCAUCCUUACCGUUGCGUCAAAGACCUUUGCCUGCGUCGUUUUGGCAAGAACCUAACCGACAAGUUUUACCUAGACCAGAGGAAAUAUUUCCAAUGUGUGUUGAUCCUCUUCUCCAGAGAUCCUUCAUGGAUCAAAUGUUAGCCUACAAACUCUAUAUGGAUAGUUUGCAGAUACCGCCAAUAUCGCCGUUAUCGUCGCCUUAUCCGUUCACAGAGUUCCUGUACGGACUAAAGCACCGGACUAGUAUUCCACCGAAUAAAGUACCUCCCCCUUUUCCCGACAUCCGCCCUCCAUUUAUUCAACCAAACGGACAUUUAGAACUACCAACGACUAAGGACACAUCUGUUAGUGUCGUGAAACCCAUUGCCACAAAAUCACAGUCGUUAUCUAGGCCGGGACAUCGUUAUCAUCCUUUCUUACCACCCAAAUAA